Molecule: messenger RNA, 386 nt
Organism: Uloborus diversus
Lineage: Eukaryota; Metazoa; Arthropoda; Arachnida; Araneae; Uloboridae
Product: far upstream element-binding protein 1-like
Exons: 5
Coding region: 54-386 (110 amino acids)
Source: RefSeq, a predicted model, not a curated record
UACUACAACUUCUAGAUGCAGAAGCUGAUUUGUGCCAUUUUGCAAUUUGCACUAUGUCGGAUUCCAGUGUAAAGUCUUCAUCUCAAAAAACAAAUAGUUCAGGUGGAAACGAAACAAAUUCAGCUUUUGCGGAUGCGGUACAGAGAGCUCGCCAGCUUGCCGCGAAAAUCCAUUCUACAGGAAGUGACAGCAACAGUGUAACAAGUGGUACCAAAAGGCCUUUAGAAGACAGCAUGAAUGGUUUAAACGACGGCACUCCAGAUAUAAAGAAAAUGGCCUCAGGUGAUUGUUUUGGUCAAGGUAUGCAACAAAGAAAUGGAGCUGGAAGUGACUUUGUUGUAGAAGAAUAUCAUGUUCCCGAUAAAAUGGUUGGCUUGAGUAAGUAA